AUGACUGAAGACUGGACCUUUUUAUCUGAAGUGACACAGGAGCACAAGUUCUCCAGAAGCUGGAUGAAGCACACUGGAAAAUCCUUCAGAGAUAGCAAGAUUGAAGGGAAAAUUAUAGAGGAUGCUGAAACACCAACGCCUCCUAACCCCUCUGGCCAGUGUCCUAUCUGUCGCUGGAACCUGAAGCAUAAGUACGAUUAUGUGGAUGUCUUGCUGUUGAGCCAAUUUAUCCGUUCUGAUGGAGGGAUGCUGCCACGAAGGAUCACAGGCCUCUGUUUGGAGGAGCACAAGAAGAUUGCCGCCUGCGUGCAGAUGGCACACCGUGCAGGUUUGCUGCCAAACCACAGGCCUCUACUUCCUGAAGGGCAUGUUCCCAGGAAACCCAAGUUGAACAGGUAUCUGACUCGCUGGUCCGUCAGAUCUGCAAAGCCCAUCUGGAAGAGGGGCCCUAAGUGGUGCAAAGUUCCUAUGCCAGUUGGAAACCUUCUUCUGAAAGAUAAUGUCAAAUUUGUAUACAAGCCACUUUAUUACAACCACUAGAUUCCUGAACUGGCACAGUCAAUGAGCGCAACUGUUUUACACUGUUCUGCUUUUUUGUUUGUGAGUUUGCUGGCAUUUCCAAAUUCAAAAACUCUCAUUAGUGCUCUGUGUUGUCUCUGGUGAAUAAGCUGCGAUGUUCCUCAAGGAAAACACAGGAAUCAGCAAAGCAGAAUUCAACGUUCAGAAUGAUUUUGGAGAAAGCAGGAGGCAAAGAUUUUACCUCAAAGCCAGGAAGGCUUCUGUGUUACUGUAGUCUACUGCUGGGUUUGGAAAGGUGGUUUCCUUCUUUUCCCAGAAAUAAAUGGUAAUUCCCCUUUAAUGUGUUUCAA
This is a messenger RNA of Meleagris gallopavo (turkey), 869 nucleotides long. RefSeq names its product mitochondrial ribosomal protein S18A (gene MRPS18A). Lineage: Eukaryota; Metazoa; Chordata; Aves; Galliformes; Phasianidae. Gene Ontology annotation, cellular component: mitochondrial small ribosomal subunit; ribosome. Gene Ontology annotation, biological process: mitochondrial translation. Gene Ontology annotation, molecular function: small ribosomal subunit rRNA binding; structural constituent of ribosome. The record is from RefSeq and is a predicted model, not a curated record.